Molecule: messenger RNA, 3639 nt
Organism: Betta splendens (Siamese fighting fish)
Lineage: Eukaryota; Metazoa; Chordata; Actinopteri; Anabantiformes; Osphronemidae
Gene: wnt10a
Product: wingless-type MMTV integration site family, member 10a
Exons: 4
Coding region: 400-1626 (408 amino acids)
Biological process (GO): multicellular organism development; canonical Wnt signaling pathway; cell fate commitment
Cellular component (GO): extracellular region
Molecular function (GO): cytokine activity; frizzled binding
Source: RefSeq, a predicted model, not a curated record
AAACAUCCCGCAGUCGGGCGGACUUCGUUUAGGAGCGUCUAUGUCGUCGCUCUCGGAUGUUACGCGAAAGCGAACGCGUCGUUUGCGGACAUAUCGGGAUGUGCACGGAGGCGCGUGCGUGAGCGCAAACGCCGACUUUUCCCCCAAACUUGUAGCAGCCUCCUCCAUUCAGUAAGUUACGGGGCGGAUGGAACUUUUUUCCUGAAUGAGCCUACCGCCGCUGGCAGCCACAUCUGGACGCGGGUCAGUCGCAGCUGUCAAGUCCAGCGCCAAGUGUUCGCCGGACCUGACUUGAGCUCCUCUCCUGACGAACUCUAAACUUUGAGGCGGAAUUUGAACCAUUUUUCAUUAUUCGACACAUUUAUUUUACUUUUUGCUUCAAUUUUUUGUCACAUUACAAUGGAACACUCGCUCCUCAGAUUAGCCUGCGUCUUGGUGCUUGUGUGUCUCUUGGAUAUAAGGGCAGAUGCCAACGAGAUUCUGGGCCUGAAGCUCCCCAACAUAGACCCGAUCCUGAACGCCAACACCGUGUGUCUGACGCUGCCGGGCCUGACGCGGCGCCAGCUGGAGGUGUGCAUGCGCAACCCGGACGUGACGGCCUCGGCCAUCCAGGGAAUCCAGAUCGCCAUCCACGAGUGUCAGCACCAGUUCAGGGGCCACCGCUGGAACUGCUCCAGCCUGGAGACCCGCAACAAGAUACCCUACGACAGCAUCGUGUUUAAAAGAGGCUUCAGAGAGAGCGCCUUCGCGUACGCCAUCGCGGCGGCCGGCGUGGUGCACGCCGUGGCCAACGCCUGCUCCAUGGGCAAGCUGAAGGCGUGCGGCUGCGACGAGAAGCGGCGCGGGGACGAGGAGGCCUUCCGCAUCAAGCUGCACCGCCUGCAGCUGGAGGCCAUCCACCGGGGGAAGGGCAUGGUGCACGGCGUCAUGGAGCACUUCCCCGCCGACCUGCCGGGGCCGCAGGAUUCCUGGGAGUGGGGCGGCUGCAGCCCGGAUGUGGACUUUGGGGAGAAGUUCUCCAGGGACUUCCUGGACGCUCGCGAGACCUACAGGGACAUCCACGCCCGCAUGAGGCUGCAUAACAACCGAGUGGGGAGACAGGUGGUGCUCGACCACAUGAAGAGGAAAUGCAAGUGCCACGGGACGUCGGGGAGCUGCCAGCUGAAGACCUGCUGGCAGGUCACCCCAGAGUUCCGCGUGGUGGGCUCCAUCCUCAAAGAGCGCUUCCACAUCGCCACGCUCAUCAAGGCCCACAACCGCAACACGGGCCAGCUCGACCACUCCCAUCACAACAACCACCACCACCACCACCAGCACCACCACCAGAACAACCACCACCACCACCACCCGCACCGGCGGCGGCCCAGCGUCAACGAGCUGGUCUACUUUGAAAAGUCCCCGGACUUCUGCGACCGAGACCUCGGGUCGGACUCGGUGGGCACGCAGGGGCGCAUCUGCAACAAGACCAGUCCCGGCAUGGACAACUGCGAGAGCCUGUGCUGCGGGAGGGGCCACAACAUCCUGCAGCAGACGCGGAGCGAGCGCUGCAACUGCAAGUUCCACUGGUGCUGCUACGUGGUCUGCGAAGAGUGCAGGAUAACAGAGUGGGUCAGCGUGUGCAAAUGAAGAACCGACGGGGGGGGAGGAGGAGACGCUUUCGGAUCGAGGCUAUUCGUUUGAAGGGACGGCUUGAGUGACACCCGUGCCCGACACCGACUGCAGAGGGCAGAGUGCGAAGCAGCUGAGUCAGCAGAAAAAGGAAGAAGCGCACGCUGGUAAAGACUUCGCAGCGCAGCAUGAGUCCAAUGCUGCCACAGCUUAGUGAGCUUGAUGUUUACUGACAAACUGAGUUAUAUCCACUAAAUUAUUGAAAACUUCAAGGAGGACGAUUGAAAUUGAAAAACAGUUGAUUGUUGACUGGUGUGAGCGAACUGGAGGUUGAAACGAAUGAAUACAUUGCAUGCAGAAAAAAAAAAAAAAACGCGCCAGCUUUGACGCGUUAGAAGAUGCUCUAGAUGUUUGCAUCCCAGGAAACUCUAAUCUGGGAAAGAUGUCGUGUUUCCAGAGCAGAGAAUGCAACGCACAUGAGUCUGUCCUGUACAGUACCUGUAUGAUGACUUCCAUCUUAAACAGCCAUGUUACACAUAAUGUAUGAUAUCUGCCAUGUUUCGUGUUUAUAAUGUGCAGAGACGUGCGUACGACUUGACACAACACAAUGUGUCCGGACUUUGUGCUUUUUAAGGGUAUUUCUCCAGAGACUUAAUAUUCUGCUUUAAAUAUUUAAAGACUGUUUUUUUCUUUUACCUACAAUACAUCGAUUUGCUCUUCUGAGUCAGUCAGUAUUACUGUUGUACCGUAGCAAACCUUCAGUCUCUUCAGUAGAGUUACACAUUUUGGUGUAAAAGAAGGGGAAAAAACACAACAGUCCAAAAUCAGGUGUCAAGAUUAUUUAAAUGAAAAGGAUGUUUCUAUCAAUUUAUACCAUCAAAUUAAUGAUGAGUUCAUGGCUUAAUCUACGCAUUCUGAGUCUGAAACUGACUUAAAUCAGACCCUCGACCACUGAAGGUUUCACAAAGUAAAAGCAAACACUGUAGAAGAUCCAUUUUGUAAGUUAAUUAAAUAAAACACAGCAUAAUUACUGUACACUGUGUUUAUCAAGAUGUGCCAUGUGUGGUCUGUGUUGUGUGUAUGUACUAUAGGAAAACGUUGGCACAGCGCUCACAGCGAACCCUAAAUCAGCCCUUGCCUGACAUGGUCAGGACAGCAUUGUCCCUAUAUAUUGUAUAACGUUAAAUUGUCUCAGAUGCAGACAAGCUUCAGUUCCUCGCACCUUCAGCUCCCUUCCCUCCCAUUUUGUGAUGCCCUGUACUGUGUGUGACACUGUAAGCAUCUUGUAAUUUACCCACGCUCUCCUUCCACACGCACAACGGGGAAACUGUGGCGUCGGCUUCAGCUCCGGACUGUAGCGACGUCAGCGUUGAGGUCACAUUCUGCCUGUGCACAGAAGACGGAUGCCACUCCGUCUUAGCGAGCGUGCGCGAGUGGAGGCUUCUUAUCGGACGGUGUAAUUUAUUUUAGGAAGAUAUGUUUCUGGCAAAAGCAGGAGUAAAUCCAGUGGACUCUGCACGUACGGAGCUGCAUUCAGGAAAACUCUGGGAAAAUAUCAGAAAUGUGUGUUUGUGUUCAUAAUGUAAUGUAUGUUUAAAUAUGGUUAUUAUCUAAGUUAUUUUAUUUUUGUGGAUAACUUAAAUAUUUGUAAGACAAUAAAGAACAUAAUAUUUGAAAGGGGUUUUAUUGUGAUAAAUAAUAAAAUACCAGAACCAUUGUAAGUUUAUUUUGUCAUAACUUGAGAGGCAUUCAUUUCAUUAAGAUGACUUUUCUUGGUUAUUGCUGUAGUAAUAAGUCUAAUAUUUAUGAUAAGAUUCUCUCUAUUCUUGCAAUAUAAAAUUAUUUUUAUCAUUUUCCAACCACUGGGAAUUAUUGCAUUAUGACAGAUAGGCAGAGUUCAAGGUAGUCAACAUAAGCAGUCAACUCUAUUUCAGCUUUGUGAACUGUUUUUUCCCAGUUCAGGGAUAUUAGACUCAACGCUAUCUGAGUUUUGAAGAACAUGACGCCUCACCAAUAAACGUUACAUUCAAA